Molecule: messenger RNA, 1503 nt
Organism: Penicillium arizonense
Lineage: Eukaryota; Fungi; Ascomycota; Eurotiomycetes; Eurotiales; Aspergillaceae
Product: fungal specific transcription factor domain-containing protein
Exons: 2
Coding region: 1-1503 (500 amino acids)
Source: RefSeq, a predicted model, not a curated record
AUGUCUCGUGUAACUGACAGGGCCAUCAGCCUCGUCACUACUAAUGAAGACCUCAUCCGCUCUGUCGAGGGUAUGGAAUGCAUCGUUCUUGAGGCUGUGUACCAGAACUACGCUGGAAACCUUCAUCGUGCAUGGAUGGCAAUACAUCGGGCGACUACCAUUGCGCAGAUGAUGGCUCUGCAUCGCGGACUUGCCUCACCAUCCCUGAAAUUCCUUGAGCCCCAGACUAGAGCGGCAUUCAACCCCGCUCAAACUUAUUUUCUAUUGAUUCAAAGGGACCGCUCCCUGUCAAUCAUGCUAGGCUUGCCGCACACAUCACUCGAAGACCGCUUUUCUACUCCUGAAGCGUUAGAAGAGUACAGCCCAAAUGACCGCAUGCAACGCAUCCACUGUGCUGUCGCCAGUCGUAUUAUUGAGCGGAAUAACGGCGGGAUGUACAGCCUUAUCAAAGUCCAGGAGGACGACAUGCUAUUACGCAAAGCUGCAGAUGAUAUGGCACCUCAAUGGUGGCUGAUACCGAAUUUUAUCCCCUGCAAAAGUGAUAGUACCAAAGUCCUUCGAGAUACAGUUCGUAUCAUGGAUCAAUUAACGCACUAUCACAUGCUUAUACGGCUGCAUCUACCCUACAUCUUUUCCUCGUCUGGACAAAAGAAUAAUCAUAGCAAAAUUACCGCCAUCAAUGCCAGCCGCGAAAUACUGUCUCGCUAUAAUGCAUUCCGCACCUCAAAUCCUGCAUACUUCUACUGCCGCGGCAGUGAUUUCCUUGCGUUUAUUGCCAUGAACAUACUUUGUAUUUCUCACAUCAACUCCCGGAGUCAGUUCCGAGGACCUGAGAACUCGGAUGCGCACACUGGUUUUGAAUCCCUUGUCCACAGCCGCCCGAGUGACCGUGGCUCCAUGGAGUGUGCCCUAGGGAUUCUUGAAUCCAAGGCCCGCGAUGAACAUGAUUUGAUUUCCGGUAAACUCACUCGAAUAAUUCAUCAUCUUCUCACUAUUGAGGCAAAUGCCGCCCGGGGUGACAUGUACAACACGAGCUCAUCUAAGAGCGAUGACGGAGGGCUUGAGUGUGACGGCAGGUUGACCAACGACGGCAAGACACUACAAGUCCACAUCCCCUAUUUUGGCGCCAUCAAUUUUGAACGUGGUAUUGUCUCAAAGUCUGUGCCAAAAACAGAAGCUCAGCCUGAUCCCGACAUUUCGACCAUGUCUGUCUCCAAUAUGCUGAGCCCGGUCCAGCCGGUCGAACAUGACCAACACCCAUCUGGAUUCGACGUCAUGUCAACAAUGGGCCAUCCGGUUUCGAGGAUGAUGCCGGUGAAUCACUACCAGCUCCCUUCAUCAGAUGGAUCCAUUCAAAUGAACAGGACCGACGCAGAGUUGCCUGAUUCUAUGGAACUUCUACCCGAUGAAGAUGACCUACAGGUGUUUAUUUUGGUGCUGAAUACGAGCCUUCACGACGAUCCCAACAUUGGCACUUCUCAAAGUGCACGUCACUGUGUUUAA